Molecule: messenger RNA, 1659 nt
Organism: Anopheles arabiensis
Lineage: Eukaryota; Metazoa; Arthropoda; Insecta; Diptera; Culicidae
Product: CXXC-type zinc finger protein 1-like
Exons: 4
Coding region: 262-1557 (431 amino acids)
Biological process (GO): positive regulation of DNA-templated transcription
Cellular component (GO): Set1C/COMPASS complex
Molecular function (GO): zinc ion binding; DNA binding
Source: RefSeq, a predicted model, not a curated record
CGCAGACCAUUCCCUAACUAGCUGUCAAAUCAAGCGAAUCUACAUUAAUAGUCCAUUCGUGUAUUGCGCUCAGCGUAACUAAACAACAUUAAAAAUCUAAUAAGCACACAAUGAGUGAACAAAAGAAAAGAAAGAAAAAAAUCCAAAGAGGAAAUAGCUAAGGAAUUCGACUUGCCUGAAAGGAAAAGCAAGAUUGCCACUAUUUACAAACAAGAUGGACAAGCUUACUGCUUGUGUAGAUCUUCCGAUUCUUCGCGAUUCAUGAUUUGUUGCGAUGCAUGCGAAGAAUGGUACCAUGGAGAUUGUAUUAAUGUGUCAGAAAAGGAAGCCAAGCAUAUCAAACAUUACUACUGUCAGCGAUGCAAAGAAGAAGACCCUUCGUUACAGACCGUUUUCCGCUUGGUCCCAGCGCCUGGUCCAAUCCCGCUUCCGGAGGAAAAAAAACCUAAAAAGAAAAAGAAGGAAACUCCCAUUGGUGGUUCAUCUGAGAAACGUUGCGGUAGCUGCGACGGUUGCCUUGCCGAAAAUUGUGGUAACUGUGAAGGUUGUUUGGGUCUCACUAAGAACGGCCGAAAGCAGCGUUGCGAUAUGCGUUUUUGCAGCAACUCAAGUACCCGGAAGAAGGACCGAGCAGCUAUAAAAGCGGGAGGAAGAAACAAAAAGCGAAAACGGUCCGUUACUCCAGAGGUUUAUUGUAACCCUGCAUUGGAAGGCGAACGACAAUGCUACGGUCCCGGGUGUAUUAUGACCGCCCGACCUCAAUCAAAGUACUGUUCGGAUGAAUGUGGCAUGAAGUUAGCAACGAGCCGAAUCUAUCAGGUUUUACCUCAACGUAUUCAAGAGUGGUCUCUUAGCCCAGCUGUUGGCGAAGAACAAAAUAAGAAGGCACUUGAAUCAAUUCGCAUGAAGCAAGCGAUAGUUAGAGCUACUCUAGCAGAGCUGGAUAAACGACAUGCUGAGUUGGACCUGCUGGUUGAACGUGCAAAGAGGUGCACGUUGGAUCCAAAUGCAUUGGAAAAUGCUGAUUUGGAGGAUGAAAUGUCAAUGUACUGCAUAACGUGUGGUCAUGAGAUUCAUUCCAAAACUGCAAUUCGGCAUAUGGAAAAAUGUUUCAACAAAUACGAGAGUCAGGCAAGCUUUGGCAGCAUUUUCAAGACACGAAUUGACGGCAAUUCAAUGUUCUGUGAUUUCUACAAUCCGGCUAGCAAGACAUACUGCAAACGUUUACGAGUGUUAUGCCCAGAACACUGCAAGGACCCAAAAAUUAAUGAUACGGACGUCUGUGGUUGCCCUUUAGUACGCAAUGUAUUUGAAUUAACAGGAGAAUUUUGCCGAGCACCAAAGAAAUCUUGCUUCAAACAUUAUGUAUGGGAAAAAAUACGACGUGCAGAAAUUGAUCUUGAACGAGUACGACAGUGGUUAAAAAUGGACGAACUCGUCGAACAGGAACGUCUAAUUCGUCAGGCAAUGGCAUCACGAGCCGGAGUGCUGGGACUAAUGCUGCACUCAACGUACAAUCAUGAAAUCAUGGAAAAGUUAUGUGCUGGUAAAUUUUAGCUUUUAAAUACUAUAUUAGAAAAAGGUUAAGUUUAUUUUAUUAUAAUUUUUGUGAUGCGUGUGGUACUCAAUAAAACACGUGUGUUCAGUUAGGUUGAUCAA